Eptesicus fuscus (big brown bat) is the source of this 330-nucleotide messenger RNA. RefSeq names its product prokineticin 1 (gene PROK1). The coding region runs from base 13 to 330 and encodes 105 amino acids. The transcript has 4 exons. NCBI's taxonomy places the organism in Eukaryota, Metazoa, Chordata, Mammalia, Chiroptera, Vespertilionidae. The record is from RefSeq and is a predicted model, not a curated record.
UUCGAUGCGACCAUGCGGGGUGCCACCCGGCUCUGGGUCCUGCUGCUCCUGGUGACGGCGUCCGACGGUGCCGUGAUCACCGGGGCCUGUGAGCGGGAUGCCCAGUGCGGGCCGGGCACCUGCUGUGCCGUCAGCCUGUGGCUCCGAGGCGUGCGGCUGUGCACCCCGCUGGGGCGGGAAGGAGCGGCGUGCCACCCUGGCAGCCACAAGGUCCCCUUCUCCGGGAGACGCCAGCACCACGCCUGCCCCUGCCGGCCCGCCCUGCUGUGCUCCCGGCGCGCCCCCGGCAGGCACCGCUGCUCCCCGGACCUGAAGCACUUCCACCUCUAG